Fonsecaea erecta is the source of this 1044-nucleotide messenger RNA. RefSeq lists its product as hypothetical. The record is from RefSeq and is a predicted model, not a curated record. The transcript has 4 exons. Lineage: Eukaryota; Fungi; Ascomycota; Eurotiomycetes; Chaetothyriales; Herpotrichiellaceae. Bases 1 to 1044 code for a protein of 347 amino acids.
AUGCCUGGAAAGAUCAGUGAUUGGACUGACUACUCCUUGACGGAGGAGCAGAAGCAGCAUUGGAUGGAACAUGGAUUCAUCAAGGUUGAGAACUGUUUUAGCCAAGAACUCGCAGAGAAGUGGACGAGUUCCAUUUGGACGAGACUCGGCGCAUCUCCGGACGACAAGUCGACGUGGCCAACAGAGAAGUUGAAUAUGCCCGGCCACACGGUCAUAUCGGUCAAGGAGCAUGCGCCCAAAGCAUACGCAGCAAUGUGUGAGUUGGUUGGCGGAGAGGAUCGAGUCGCUGACUGGUGCAAGUUCUGGAAAGAUGGUUUCAUUCCCAACCUGGGCAAACCCGAAUACAAAGAAACUGAUCCUCUGGACAUGAGAUCACUGGACAACUGGCACUGCGACGGAGACUGGUUCACUCACUUCCUCGACUCCCCGGAGCAAGCCCUUUUGGUGAUUCCCCUGCUCACCGAGAUUAAGCCCAAAGGCGGAGGCACCGUCAUCUGCACGGACGGGAUCAAGUUGGUGGCGGAAAAAUUGUAUUCGCUGCCACAAGGGGCCACACCGUACCUGGCGCCUCGAGGCACGCCUGAAAUCCCCAAAUCCAACCCAUUGCGUCGCCAGCUCUGGAACUCCUGGGUACAGGAUCCUAGCCUCUGCCGUGACGAGUCGUUCCACGAAGCCACAGGUCAAGUGGGCGACGUUUAUUUCUUACAUCCGUUUAUGCUGCACUCGGCGUCGAAGAAUUUACUUCGAAGCGUCCGAAUCAUCACAAACCCCCCUGUGGCCUUGAAAGAGCCAUUCAACUAUAACCGUCCAGACGGAGACUACAGCCUUGUCGAAGCCAAAACAUUGAAGGAGCUUGGUCGGCCAGAAGGACUGCCGGAGUGGAAGAUCACGGGACCCAGAGAGCUGCUCCCCAGUGCCGGCGGCAGGAUAAAGAUGCAAGAGGAAAUGAAGAGACAAGAGUUGGAGCGCUUGAAGAAGGCCGGGAUGCCUAUUCACACGCUAGAGGGGACCAAUGAGUAUGGUCUUGAGUAUUAUCCGUCUUAA